AUGGCAUCGUGGCCGUCGCCGCGCGGGCGUUUGCUUGGACGCGCUCCGGAAGACUGCGGACGAGGCGCAAGCGAUGAAGCGAAACCAGCUCCGGGGCUCACGCUCGAUGAUUUGAUCCUCAGACGAGGGGAGAGUGCGAAGAAGAGCACGGUCGGGGUGAACGGCGGAGCGAACGGGGCGGAUCAAGGCGAGAAGAAGUGUGGCGGCGGAGCGCUGUUUUCGCGCGCGCGAGCGCCCGUGGUGGUCACGGGAUGGCAAAAUUCGCACGCCACUCGAGGACGAGGGAACGAUGACGAAGGGAAGGAUCGUAACGAUCGGUCGACCGCGUUCGGUGGCGAUCGUGGCGCGUCAAACGCUGACGAGCGAAGAGCGGUGCGACGGCCGACGGAUUUGGCGGAUGUGCGUGUUGCGGUAGGAGUUGUUCGCGACGCCGUGGAUUACAACGCCGGGUAUCUUUCUCCUAACGACGUGAAUGCCGAUUUGGACGGCCCACCCUCGCCUGUGCGCGGGUUCACGCAGAGAUUGAUGUCGCUCGAGGCGUCUCCGACGCCGCGAGGAAAGCACUUGCGCAAGAGAGCGACGACGCAUCGAAGCGCAGAGCCCGACGGAUCGUACGCGCUCGAGCGUAGGUUCGAACGCGCGCGGGCGGAUAGAAAGAUGAUGCGAGGGGUGGAUGCGCUCGCGUUUGCGGCUCGUCGGAUGCCGAUGAGUCCGACGAGCAAUUCAGCCGCUCCGACGUCGGCGUCUCGCUUGGGUCAAGCGUUCCGGACGCCGUGUGCCUAUUGGUCGAACGGCGACGUCACGCGCGAUGAACGUGAGCGCAAGGUGUCUCAAAAGCGUGGAAGAGGUCGACCUCCGAAGAAUGCGAGACCCGUCACGCCUCCUUGGUCGGCGGAUGACUACGAAGAUUUCGACGAAGAUUUCGACGGUGCAGAGGAAGCCAAGGAAACGUGGAGCAACGAGGACGAGGACGAGGACGAUCGACGCAUUGCAAGAGAUACUAACAUCGCACGAGCGUUAGAAAGAAUUAGUAGGGGCGCGAAUGUGGCUCCACAGCGCCCGCCGCCGAAGCAAACCUCGAGGUCAAAUGGCUCACGUAAAGGCAAACCAGGUCCGAAGCCUGGCAUGGCGGCAGCAAAGAAAGCAGCCAUGAUUGCUGCCGGAAUCCCCAUCCCGGUGCUACCGCCUGGGAUCAAACGCGGUCGAGGUCGUCCACCGAAAAGCAUGCUCAUCAUCCCCGAUGGACCGGUGAACGCAUACCUUCCGGAUCACGUGAUUCGUUCGGUGGCACAGGUUGACCGAGAAGUGGUCAGAAAGGUGAAGCAAGGACGUGCAUCAAUAGAGAGACCGGGAAAGAUUUCGAUGUACAAAAUGUUCGACGUAGACCCACGAUCGAAUGUCACGGAAGAGAGAACGUCGUGCGAGGCGUGCGGGCGUGUGGACGGCGAGGAUAGGAUGUUGCUCUGCGACGGGUGCGAUCGCGGCUAUCACACGCACUGUCUCGUUCCGCGAUUGGACAAGGUGCCCGAGAGCGAGUGGUUCUGCUACGAGUGCGUCACACAGAAUCGCCCGAAGACGGUUGCUGCCGAGGCUUUCGAACAUCGGCAAGCCGCUAAGGCCCGACAGAGUUUUGGGAGCGAAGAUUCAUCUGUGCGUAUGAGUGACAAAUUGAAACUCAACGGCGAGCCUAAGCGCAAGCCCGGACCAAAACCCGGAUCGAGAACCAAGCGCAUGCAGUUGGACCAAAACAACGAUGAGAAUGCGUUCUACGAUGCUGAGCGGUUUCGCGCCGAAGAAGCGUAUCGCCGACGCCGUGGAGAUGACGUUCAACUGCUCUCUACGGCGAAGCGUCCCGUUGGACGACCGCGCAAAGAUCCAAAUGAGUGGUCCCAGGAACAGCUCGAGGCGCUCCAAAACGCUCAGGUGAACGUUGAUCUCGGACUUAAAAACUUUUGGACGGUCAUAGCGGGUUUAGUCCCCGGGAAGUCCGCGAAACAGUGCCGCGAGAGAGUGUACGGAGCGCUCGGCAUUUCAGAAGUCGGAGACGUCAAAAACAUCGACAGCAGACACGACGGCACCCCGAACUGCGAGCGCGCGCUUCGAACUCCCAAAAGUUAA
Molecule: messenger RNA, 2118 nt
Organism: Ostreococcus tauri
Lineage: Eukaryota; Viridiplantae; Chlorophyta; Mamiellophyceae; Mamiellales; Bathycoccaceae
Product: Zinc finger, PHD-finger
Exons: 1
Coding region: 1-2118 (705 amino acids)
Molecular function (GO): DNA binding
Source: RefSeq, a predicted model, not a curated record